Molecule: messenger RNA, 1059 nt
Organism: Lactuca sativa (garden lettuce)
Lineage: Eukaryota; Viridiplantae; Streptophyta; Magnoliopsida; Asterales; Asteraceae
Source: RefSeq, a predicted model, not a curated record
AUGGGUUUUAGUGGUAAAUGGAGAAAGUGGAUUCAUGGAUGCCUUACUUCUUCCAGAGCAUCAAUCCUUGUUAAUGGAUCCCCAAUUGACGAGUAUUCCAUAACAAAGGGAUUGAAUAUUGCCAUUAAGAGUGCCUCCCAACAGCUCUUGAUUAAAGGUCUCAAGUUACCUAAUAAUGGUCCUUGUUUAACGCAUUUGUUUUAUGCAGAUGAUGCCAUUUUCAUUGGCAAAUGGGAUAGAAGAAGCAUCAAGAAUUUAGAUUGUAUUCUUAAGUGCUUUCACAUCAGCUCUAGCCUUAAAGUAAACUUUCACAAGUCAAAGCUAUUUGGUAUUGGUGUGACAGAUGAAGAAUUACAAGAUCAAGCAAGUCUUCUAGGAUGUGUAAAAGGGUAUUUUCCGUUUACAUAUCUGGGGAUUCCAGUGGGGGCAAAUACAUCCCUAACAAAGAAUUGGCGUCCGAUAAUUGAGAAGUUUCAAGCAAGACUUUCGUUAUGGAAAGCAAAGACCUUAUCAUUUGGUGGUCAUCUUACACUCGUGAAAUCGGUAUUAAACAGCCUUCCAACAUAUUACUUUUCAUUAUUUAAAGCACCAAACGGAGUUAUUGAAGAUCUUGAAAAAGCUCAAACGCAGGAAACCAAUUAUGUAUAUGGCGAGAAAUCAAUUCCUGGUGUCUGGUCCAAUAUUGCGAAAAUGGUUAACAUCUUUCCUGAAGUACAUAUUAAUCAUCAAUCCUUCUUCUCCAUGGUUCCUGGUUCUAAUGUGGAAAUUCUAUUUUGGUUAGAUCGGUGGUGUGGUGAUGAUACUCUUAAAAGUAAAUUCCCUUUACUAUAUAAAUUGGAAUUGGUGAAAAGAUGUUUUGUUACUGAAAGGGUAUCUGACUCAAGAUUUAUCUGGUGCUGGAAAUCACUACUUAGAGGAAAUAACGUUCUAUCGGAAUUUUUGGAACUAUGCUCUAUCCUCAACAAUAUCAGAAUCACACCCAAUGUGAUGGGGUUUAGAUUCAAUCUCAAUGCUGAUGGUAUAUAUAUACACGGUGAACAUAUUAAGGAAGAAACUUGA